This is a messenger RNA of Schizophyllum commune H4-8, 911 nucleotides long. RefSeq lists its product as uncharacterized. NCBI's taxonomy places the organism in Eukaryota, Fungi, Basidiomycota, Agaricomycetes, Agaricales, Schizophyllaceae. Bases 280 to 669 code for a protein of 129 amino acids. The record is from RefSeq and is a predicted model, not a curated record. The transcript has a single exon.
ACCAUUUCAGCGACCUCCUGGGCGGCUGUCUCUGGCGUGUACACUGCAAAAACCCCGCUUCUAAACUAGGUGCAUAUUACGCAACCCCCCUCACGCUCUCUCUGUGCGAUGGCCGUCUGAUAUCCUUCAUUGUACUGACUAUAGUAUUGCCCACUCUUGCGCUUUCUUCGUCCGCCAGUCUCAGACAACGCUUGGAGAAGCACAAAUACCACACGGAUCCCGCCUCGUAUCUGCUGCUUCACCGCCCUAUGUCUCCGCACCUUCGAGUCUCACCCUGUCAUGUCCACUACUAAAGCCAAUCUCGACGCCGUCCGGACUCGAGAGGAUGCAAAUAAGAAAGUAGCACCAUCUACGGCAUCCAGCGUCGCUACUGCUCCCGCCCCCUCAGAGCUCGAGGCGUCUCAGGCUUCGAAUUCCUAUGCCGCCUGGCAUGGUAGACCUAUCGCGACGCUGCAUCCAUACGUGCCUAUGUCGUUGGACGACAUUCCCCUCCCACCGCCCGACGUUGUCACCCCAAGGGACCGGCACAUCAUUGACCUCCAGAUCGCCAAGAUCACCAAGGCGUGGAAGGACUCACGCAGGAACGCCGACGAGUACCUGCAUGAGAUGAAUACUUGGGCGGCGCAGGUUGCAGAGGAAAGCAAGGCAGCGGAGACGAAGUCGCUUUGAGGUCGUGUAUGCAUUUCUGUCAUCUUGGAAGAGCCUGCAACAGACUCUGCAUCAGUGGCUGAAGGAGUGGGACUUUGUAUGUAUGCACGUCGUAUGGUACUCGUGCGCAUUUUGGACUUCGAACUGACGUUUGGACACGCAUAUAUGGACUUGUACGUACAUGUCUGUAUGCAGUAGUAUCCUAGCUAUCUUCUCUCGUUGUAGUAGUUCUCUCUGCACCCGUUGCCUGAUUUCAGCUUGGC